Messenger RNA from Benincasa hispida (wax gourd), 2690 nucleotides. Its product is annotated as mechanosensitive ion channel protein 10-like. The record is from RefSeq and is a predicted model, not a curated record. NCBI's taxonomy places the organism in Eukaryota, Viridiplantae, Streptophyta, Magnoliopsida, Cucurbitales, Cucurbitaceae. Gene Ontology annotation, cellular component: plasma membrane. Gene Ontology annotation, molecular function: mechanosensitive monoatomic ion channel activity. Gene Ontology annotation, biological process: monoatomic anion transport; detection of mechanical stimulus; transmembrane transport.
AUUCCGCUAUUUUUUCUUUUUCCCACUUUCCCUCUCUUUGUUAUAGUUGAAACGAAGUGGGUUUCUGUUCUUGCACAUUUUUUCUGCUUGUUGGUGUGACUUUGCAUUCAAGAAACUCUCUCUGUUUCUAUUUUCUGUUUAAAUUUACCUCUAACAAUGUGGGUUUAUGUGGGUUUUCUUUAUUAAGCUCGAUGAACUUGAUUGUGUCUUGGUUUGCUCUCAAUGACCCUUUUCUUUGAUUUCAUCUGUUCGGAACUAGCCUUCGACUGUGAUGGAUGUGAACAGCAAUAGAGCUUUGAAAGUUGUUGGAGGAAGUUUGUCUCAGAUGGAAAGUGAAAAUGGAGGGCAAGUUGCGGUUAAUAUUAGCAGCGUUGAAAAUGGCUAUUCUGUACCGAAGCAAAACAGAGUCGAUUCACAGACCAAAGAGCCGAUUGAUUCGAGCAUUGGCUAUAGCUACGAUUCACAACUCGCUCCCACUGCGAAUAAGCCACCGAAAAUCCCCAGUUCAAAAGGAACCCUCACGCCCAGAAGAUCUCUUAGAAGACCAAUCCUCUCGAAAUCCAAGUCCAGAUUUGGGGAACAGCCAGGUUAUAUCGAUUCAGACGUGUUUGAGGAGAAUCAUGUGUCGUUGAGAGAACAAAUCGGUUCAACUUCAUCCAGAAGCUCUACUGUCAAUACGCCGAAGGCCCAACCUGAGGAAGAAGAUGAUGCUGGUAUCUUCGAGAUUGAGCAGUUGAAUAAUAAGCACAAGAAAGUGAAGGUGAAGACAGUGAUUGAGUGGAUUGGAGUUUUUUGCAUUAUUGGUUGCUUGGUGGCUAGUUUGACUGUUAACCCUUGGAAGAAUCGCUUCCUUUGGGGUUUAAGGGUUUGGAAAUGGCUUUUACUUGCUACUGUGAUUUUGUGUGGAGUGAUAUUUACUCGUUGGGUUAUGAAUGUGAUUGUAUUUUUGAUUGAGAGGAACUUUUUGCUUAAGAAAAAAGUGCUUUAUUUUGUUCAUGGGUUGAAGAAGAGUGUUCAAGUGACCCUUUGGUUGACAUUGGUUCUCGUUACAUGGGGAUCAUUAUUCGAUCAGAGAAACCAUAAAAUUUCGAGUAGGAUCACUGCAAAGAUUUUGGAUUCUGUUACAUGGACUCUUGUAAGCCUUCUUAUAGGGGCGGUCCUGUUGUUGGUUAAAACAUUGUUGCUGAAAAUACUUGCCUCCAAGUUCCAUAUGAAUCGAUUUUUCGACAGAGUUCAGGAAUCCAUUUUCCUUCAUUAUGUUCUACAAACCCUCUCAAGGGGUGUAUUUAUAGGGGAGGCUGGAACUACUUCCAAAUCCAGCAGUGGUAGAUUGAGUUUGAAGAGUAAAAAAUCAGACCGUAAAGAGGUGAUUGACCUGGGAAAGAUUCACCAGCUGAAGCGGGAGAAGGUUUCAGCUUGGACAAUGAAGGUAUUGGUUGAUGCAGUUACUAGUUCGGAGAUGUCAGUCUCACAAAUACUCGAUGAAAGCUACCAAGAUGUCGCUGAUGGUGAGAUUGCAGACGAGAUGGAAGUUGCCAAAGCUGCCGCCUACAAGAUCUUCAACAAUGUUGCUCUUCCUGGAAACAAGUUCAUAGAGGAAGAGGAUCUUCUAAAAUUCAUGAUCAAAGAAGAAGUUGAUCUUGUGUUACCACACUUUGAGAUAGAUGAUACAAGGAGGAUUGACAAGAAAGCUUUAACAAAUUGGGUGGUGAAGGUUUAUCAAGGGAGGAAAACUCUAGCACAUGCCUUGAAAGACACUAAAACAGCAGUGAAGCAAUUGAAUAAUUUAGUAACGGCGCUUAUUAUAAUCGUAACAGCUGUUAUUUGGCUUCUGUUGAUGGAAAUUGCUACUACCAAAGUACUUGUCUUCCUUCUAACUCAGCUUGCAGUGGCAGCUUUCAUGUUUGGAAACACUUGCAAGACUGCAUUUGAAGCUCUAAUCUUUGUGUUUGUUAUGCAUCCAUUUGAUGUCGGGGACCGUUGUGUUGUUGAUGGCGUCCAGUUGUUGGUUGAAGAAAUGAACAUCUUGACAACAGUCUUCUUGAAACUCAACAAUGAGAAGGUGUAUUAUCCCAACUCAGUUUUGGCAACAAAACCCAUCACUAACUACUACAGAAGUCCAGACAUGGGUGAAACCAUCGAAUUCUCAAUCGGUUUCACAACACCAUUGGAGAGGAUUGGGGUCAUGAAGGACAAAAUAAAGAGGUAUUUGGAGAAGAAUUCACAACACUGGUAUCCAAAUCAUAGUGUGGUGGUGCAGGAGAUCGAAAACGUGAAUAAGAUCAAGAUCGCUCUUUAUACGAACCACACCAUGAAUUUUCAAGACUGGACUGAGAAGAACCGACGAAGAACCGAGCUCGUGAUGGAGUUGAAGAGGAUUUUUGAAGAACUGAAGAUCAACUACAAUCUUCUGCCUCAAACAGUUCAUCUCAUCCAAGUUGAGGGGCAUCACUGAAGUCUACAGGAGAUGGUUAGCUUUUGUUAGCUGCUUUGUUAACUUAAUUAGAGACAUUAUGUAAUAUUAACUAAAAAGAAUCCUAUAUUAGUAUCAGUUUAGGCAAGCUACUUCUGGUUAUUAAUGGGGAAACACUGUCCAUUAGAAUUGGAAGAUAUAAGUUGUAGAACUGUUGUAGUAGGUUUAGCUACUGAUCUUAUUUAGCCAUGUAAUAAUAUUUAGAAUUGGUGAUUAA